Messenger RNA from [Torrubiella] hemipterigena, 2350 nucleotides. The record is from the annotation of a GenBank genome assembly. Lineage: Eukaryota; Fungi; Ascomycota; Sordariomycetes; Hypocreales; Clavicipitaceae.
UCAUAAUCUUCCGGCGUAAAGAAACUCCCCCCUAAAUUUUAUCCAAGAAUAAAUACCGCCCACCUCCCCUCCCGCACACUCUUAAUCGCCCCCAAAAACUACAUGGCGCUUCGACACACUGCUCUCCUGCACCGUCUCAUUCCCCGCACUACAUCACCCCGCAUCGUCGUCACUGCUCCCCUCCCCCGUCCAACCUUCACUUCUUACCCAAUCAUCACCAACAACACCACUAAUCGUCGCCAAUUCGCUAAUAACAUGGCUCCCCUCCCCGCUACCAUGAAGGCCAUCGAGAUCGCCCAGAACGGCGGCAUCGAAGUCCUCGAGCACAAGGACGUCCCCGUGCCCACCCUCGCCGACAACCAGGUCCUCAUCCGCAACGAAUUCGCCGGCGUCAACUUCAUCGACACAUACUUCCGCAGCGGCCUGUACAAGGCACCGCAGUUCCCGCUCCGUCUGGGCCGCGAAGCCGCCGGCGAAGUCAUUGCCGCCACGGGCGCCGCGGCCGCCAAGUUCCCCGUCGGCUCCAAGGCCGUCUACAUGGAGGGCAACGCGUAUGCCGAGUACACGGCCGUGAAUGCCAGCAAUGUGAUCUCGAUCCCCGAUGGCGUCUCGACCGAGGUGGCUGCCGCCGGCUAUCUCCAGGGCCUUACGGCGUGGACGUUUAUCCGCGAGGCUGCCAAUGUUCAGCCUGGCCAGUGGGCGUUUGUGCAUGCGGCUGCGGGAGGCUGCGGCUCGCUGCUUGUGCAGAUGCUGCAUGCGAUUGGCGCCAAGGUGAUUGCGUCGGCGAGUACGGAUGAGAAGCUGGCGCUUGCGAAGAAGCUUGGUGCGGAUUACACUGUCAAGUCGACGGAUGAUGUGGCGGCCGAGGUGAAGAAGAUUACGAAUGGGCAUGGUGUGGAUGCCAUCUUUGAUGGUAUUGGCAAGUCGACGUUUGAUUUGGACUUGGAGAUGAUUGCUCGCAAGGGUAACUUGAUUUCGUUCGGCAAUGCUUCUGGUGCUGUCGAGGGCGUCGCGCUGCUCCGUCUGGCCCCCAAGAACGUCCGUCUCAUGCGCCCCGUCGUCAACAACUACCUUGUUGAGCGCGAGGAGCUUGAGCAGUACACGACUGAACUCUUCGACAUGAUUAAGAACAAGGGCAUCGUUGUUAGCAUCCACGAUGUGUAUCCCCUCGCUGAUGCUGGUCGUGCUCAUACCGACAUUGAGAGCCGCAAGACCACCGGCAAGCUGGUGCUCAAGUUGUAAAAUGAUGUAAUGCAUGAAAAAUAAAUAAAAUAUUAAUUAUCGCUUCAUUUUUGGAUGCUCAAUGCCUAACUUAUCGUUCUAUCAUGUGUGCUGUAUCUAUCAAUUAUGCUUGGAGCGUUGCUUGCAGCUCUCAAUGUAUCCUCAAUAUCCAUUCCUUCAAAUUUUGGUUGACAUAAAAGCUGCACACCACAUUCGGCGCUUAGACCUUGGGGGUGACGACAGCGUUCAUGAGCUCAGCAGGGGGUUCCUGGCGGUAACCCUGGGGGUUAUUGUUGGCCCAGCGCCAGAGGUCCUCACAGGCCUUCUCCAUGGUGAGCUCCGUCUUCCAGUUGAGCUCCUGGUUGGCGAGGGUAGGGUUGGCAGUCAGAUCGAGCACAUCACCCUGGCGGCGGGCAACGACUUCGUAGGCGAGGUCGCGGCCGACAGCAGACGAGAAAGCCUUGACAAUCUCGAAGACGGUGCUGCCGCGGCCAGAGCCAAGGUUCCACGCCUUGACACCGGGCUUCUUCUCGCGGAGGUAGUUGAGGGCAGCCAAGUGGCCCUUGGCGAGAUCGAGGACGUGAAUGUAGUCACGGAUGGCAGUGCCGUCGCGGGAAGUGUAGUCUAAAGAGGAUCAAUUAGCAAUUGGACAACAGCGAGAAAACAAAAGACACUCACCGUCGCCGAAAACAAGAAGCUUCUCACGCUUGCCAGUGGCAACCUGAGCAAGCAGAGGCAGCAAGUUGUAAGGAACACCCUGGGGGUCCUCGCCCAUAAUACCGCUAGGGUGAGCACCGCAAGGGUUGAAGUAGCGGAGCAGAGCACCGUUCCACUGCUCAAAGGGUUUGCCGGCCUUUUGGAGGUUGUUGCGCUGGGCGUUGACGUGGUCGGUAAUGACGUCCUCAAUGGAGGACUUUGUGCGGCCGUAGGUGUUGGUAGGGCCGAUGGGGCAGUUCUCGGGGAUGGGGAUCAUGUUGGGGAAGCGGGUGGCGUCGCCGUAGACGGUAGCAGACGAGGAGAAGACAAUGUUGCUGACGUUGUGGCUGGUCAUGGAACGCAGGAGCGAGAUGCUGCCGCCGACGUUGACGCGGUAGUACUCUAGGGGAAUCUCGGCAGACUCGCCAACAGC